Messenger RNA from Amphimedon queenslandica, 506 nucleotides. Its product is annotated as EP300-interacting inhibitor of differentiation 3-like. The transcript has 5 exons. Gene Ontology annotation, cellular component: Smc5-Smc6 complex; nucleus. Bases 1 to 450 code for a protein of 149 amino acids. The record is from RefSeq and is a predicted model, not a curated record. NCBI's taxonomy places the organism in Eukaryota, Metazoa, Porifera, Demospongiae, Haplosclerida, Niphatidae. Gene Ontology annotation, biological process: DNA repair.
AUGGAGGGACUCCAAAUGCCUGUUGUUCAGAAAAGUCCACGACAAGCGAAAAGAGCAUCAAAAUCUGUAACGACAGAGCGACCAAAGGAAUUGACUGAGGUUCGAGAAAAGGAAGAGACAACUACAAGAGAUGUGUCCAUUUUAUUAUACACACUGAAGAGAGUGUUUGAAGAGCAAGCGAUUGAUAAGAUUCAUUACUUCAAGUUCAUCAUUGAUCCGGAGUCAUUCUCACACACUGUGGAGAAUAUAUUCCAUUUUGCAUUUCUCAUUAAGGAGGGUCGGGCUGGUCUAAUUAUAGAAAACGGGGAACCCUACAUUCACUUAAACAUUGGAGGGGGUGAGGCUACAGGAGGCACCAAUCAAGGAAUCAUCUCAAUCAACAUGAAGAUGUGGAAGGACUUGAUUGACAAGUAUGACAUAACUGAAUCAAUGAUCAAGAAGAGACAGUGAAUACCUCUUUCUUUCAUACAUUAACUGCAUGAACUGACACUGAUUGUCUACUGUAA